CUCUCAUAUAUUUCUUACCUGUAAUUUGUAAUUCAAAGUCCUUCCCCCCACCCCCCAAAAAAAGCAACUUCAAAAUUGAUGAAAAGAUUGCAGCAGGUGCAUCACUAACGGUUCCUUUAGAUAGAGCACAAAACACCGUCGAUAUAAAAAUAAUUUGAGCAGGCUUCUGGUAAGUUGUGGCAGAGCUUUUCUGGUCGGAAGCGUUUCUGAAUGUGAAAGUAAGAAUUAUCGUUACCACGUCAAAUGCUUCAUACAUUUGAGAGUAGCCAAACAUGGAAAGCAAAUAUCUGUCAAAAUCGUCAUUCUACAAUUAUAUCUCACGCCUUCAAAACUAAUUAGGUACCUAAGAAACAAAAGAUCUGAAAAUUUCUAGAAAAGCUUUGCCAAAUUUCUUCAUACCAAAAUUUCCAGUCAGAAAUUAUGCAUUGGAACCUUUAAAUUUUCAUCCUUAGAUAUGAAGGAUUUGAAAGUUCCCCUUUCCCUUACUUCGCCCUCCUCAACUCUUCAUUCUAAAAUCAUAGCUCGUGCCUUUCAAAUGUAAGAAAUGUAGAGCACAAGAUUGUUUCACUGACGGAGAGUUGAAGUGACUGAACCAGGUAACCAGUUCGGAAGUAGCUUCGUUAAAUAUUUUGAGUCAUCGGUUCCAGAAGAAAAAUUUCAAAAGAUAAUAUAGAAAUUCUAAGCCUUCCAAAUUGCAAACAAUGUUUCUUUCUCGACUAUGCAACAGAAGUAUAUGAAACUUAAAAAGUGUCUGUCAAGCUCGAUUUUAUAAACAAAUUUCAUAGACAUCUCGUUUAAAGCAGCUUUCAAGAUCCAGAAGCGAGAAUCGUUGCAUUUAAAGCUCAACAAUAUCUUCACGCUGGUUUGAGACUGUGGGAAUACUUUGAGGCCAAAACAUUACAGAAGAGAUGGAAAUUGACCUCAGUGGAAAGCCAUAGAAGUAGUAAUGAGAGAAAUGUCAGAACCUCACAGUGAAGACAAAAUAACCUUUAAAGAUAAUUGUUGGCAAGAAUCUCUGCAUCUUCUAUCGAUUGUUAUAGCAGAAAUUGUUUUGGUUAAAAGCUUUAGAGGAAAGUGGAAUAUUAUUAAGAACAAAUUGCAGCUUCUUAUAGAAGAAUUUACACAUAUUGCAAAUCUUCCAGAUUCUGUUCUUACCCCAACAUACACAGAGGUUCUGAAGGCCAUUUUAAAUACACUAAAUGAAACACGGGAUCUUAUUAAAAUGUGUGUUGAUGUAGAGCUCUGCAUUGGAAAGCUGCAACUGCAAAGCAAUCUCGAUUGUCUAGCCAUAAAACUGAACCAGCACCUUCAAGACUGCAAAUCUGUAAUGAAAAGUGAAAUUAUGCGAGAGUCUGCAAUAUGCUGCACUAGCAGAGAACUUCUAGGGCUUAUAGAAUUCGGAAAUAUAGAGUCCAAACAAAGGGCUUUGGAUUCUUUAUUAUCUUUGAUGCAACAAGAUGAGAAAUAUGUCUAUAUUGUUGCAGGCCAUAACAGUGCACCUGUCAUAUCUCAUUUAUUGAACUCUGAGUUAACUGAAAUCCAAGAGAAAGCUGCAGCUGCUGUCUGCAGGCUUGCACAAGCUGACAGCUUUGAACAUUUGCUGGUUAGAGAAGGGAUUCUGCCCCGUUUGGUAAGGCUUUUAAAGACAGGGGAAUCAGUUGUAAUAGAAAAAGCUUCUUUAGUUCUUCAAGCUUUGAGUUUCACACCUGAAAUUGCGAGGUCAUUAGGAACGAUCUGUGGCGUGUUAGCUCUGGUUGAUGUUUGUCGAUAUGGAACUCCUGCUGCCCAAACAGCUGCUGCAGGGACUCUUACCAACCUUGCGAGUGUCGAAGACUUAAGGCAACAUUUUCUUCAGGGAAAUGCCAUACCUGCCUUAAUAAGGCUGACUACUUCAGGCACAACCCUUGCACGACAACACGCAGCUGAUUGUUUGCAAAAUUUGGUAUCUACUGAUGAUAAUCUAAGCUCAUUUAUAGCUAAAGGCGGUGGAAUUCAUGCUCUGAUGUUCUUCUGGGAUGGAGAUUCAACACCUAGAGCCCAAGAAAUUGCAAUUGGAGCACUGAAAAAUAUUUUGAGUUGCAGGGCAAAUUCUGAUCUACUCAUUGCUUCUGGAUUUAUUCCCAGGCUUGUAAGUGCUUUAAACUGUGUUGAAAUUCCAACUUUGAAACAAGUCGCAGCUGUUGCUAUUUAUGAGUUAGCUACUUCAAUGGAAAGUAGAAAAGCACUUGGAGAAGCUGGUUGCAUUCCUCCACUAGUGAAAAUGAUUGAAGCCGAGAAUAGCUCUGAAGUUGAACAGGAAGCAGCAGCGCAGGCUCUGUCUGUUCUACUCUUCUUUGAUGGCAACAGGAGAAUAUUCAAAAGGGAAGUAAACGGCAUCUUAGGAACAGUGCAACUCCUUAAUGCGUCAAGCCUAAAUGCAGACAAGAAAUACCCAAUCUCAAUUCUUCUUAGUGUUUCCGACAAUGCUAAGUGCAAGAGGGAGAUAGUAGAAGCUGGAGCAUGCGUUUACUUGAAAGAACUCGCAGAAAUGAAGGUAAGUGGUGCAAAGGAACUUCUUGAACGUUUAGAAAGAGACAAGUUCUGGAAUAAAUUUAGCAGGGUCUUGAAUUGUAGAUCGAGGUUUUAACCUAAUCAGCUGUUUUCAUUCCAUCUGAAUGGCUUAAUGAACGGUUGAGAUAUUUUUCGUUUUAUCUUAAAAAUGGAAGUAGUUGUUAGCCGCCCUCUUUAACUUGAACAGAUGAGCAUAUAUCUGGUAGAGAUAUAAAGAACUGCACAGGGUUAGAAUAGGAGCUAACAACAGCUUGUUAUCAUAUAUUGAGAAAUUCAAAGAUAUUGGAAGAUACAGAAGUAGUUUUUUUUUU
Messenger RNA from Cryptomeria japonica (Japanese cedar), 2861 nucleotides. Its product is annotated as protein ARABIDILLO 2-like. Gene Ontology annotation, molecular function: protein binding. The transcript is spliced from 5 exons. The record is from RefSeq and is a predicted model, not a curated record. Bases 947 to 2626 code for a protein of 559 amino acids. NCBI's taxonomy places the organism in Eukaryota, Viridiplantae, Streptophyta, Pinopsida, Cupressales, Cupressaceae.